AUGGAGUCCGAGUCCGACCACGACCACCGCGAUGACGAGAGUGUGUCUGAGCAGGAAGAGAUUGAGGAGACAAAGCCAAAGUCCGCGAUGAAGAAGGGCCGGGAACCCGUGGCGCCCGUAGAGCGCCCAGAGCUUCCCGAACAACCAGACCCGAGCACGCUCGACCUUACUACACUGAACCCACUGUCGCCUGAGAUUAUUUCACGCCAAGCCACAAUCAACAUCGGAACCAUUGGUCACGUCGCUCACGGAAAGAGUACUGUGGUAAAAGCCAUCUCCGGUGUGCAGACGGUCCGCUUCAAGAACGAACUGGAGAGGAAUAUUACCAUCAAGCUCGGUUACGCGAACGCGAAGAUCUACCAGUGUGACAACCCAGAGUGCCCGCGCCCAACAUGCUACCGGUCAUACAAGAGCGACAAGGAGGUCGACCCACCUUGUGAGCGUGAAGGGUGCGAGGGAAAAUACAGGCUGAAGCGCCACGUCUCUUUCGUCGACUGCCCUGGUCACGACAUUCUCAUGAGCACUAUGUUGUCGGGCGCCGCCGUCAUGGACGCUGCACUGCUUUUGAUUGCUGGAAACGAAUCUUGCCCGCAACCGCAGACAAGUGAGCAUCUUGCUGCCAUCGAGAUCAUGAAGCUGAACCACAUCAUCAUUCUCCAAAACAAGGUUGAUCUGAUGCGGGAGGACAGUGCUGCGUCGCAUUACGAAUCUAUCCUCAAGUUCAUCCGAGGAACCGUCGCGGAUGGCUCUCCCAUCAUCCCCAUCUCCGCCCAGCUGAAGUUCAACAUUGAUGCUAUCAACGAACACCUCAUCAGCAAGAUCCCAGUUCCAGUACGAGACUUCUCCGCGAAGCCACACAUGAUUGUCAUUCGAUCCUUCGACGUCAACAAGCCCGGUGCCGAAAUUGAUGAGCUCAAGGGUGGUGUUGCUGGUGGUAGUAUCCUCACUGGUGUACUGAAGCUGGGAGACGAGAUUGAGAUCAGGCCCGGUAUCGUUUCAAAGGACAGUGCCGGAAAGAUUCAGUGCAAGCCUAUCUUCUCAAGAGUAGUGUCCCUAUUUGCCGAACACAACGACUUGAAGUUCGCCGUUCCGGGAGGACUGAUCGGUGUCGGUACACGCGUUGACCCUACUCUGUGUCGUGCGGAUCGUCUUGUCGGUUUCGUCCUUGGUCUCCGUGGACAUCUUCCCAACAUCUACACCGAGCUCGAAGUCAACUACUUCCUCCUCCGAAGAUUGCUCGGUGUCAAGACUGCAGAUGGCAAGCAGGCCAAGGUAGCCAAGCUUGCAAAGAAUGAAGUUUUGAUGGUCAACAUCGGAUCAACUGCAACCGGUGCCAAGGUUGUGGCUGUCAAGGCUGAUGCUGCUCGUCUAUCCCUCACCUCCCCCGCAUGCACAGAAAUCGGUGAGAAGGUUGCGCUGUCUCGACGUAUUGAGAAGCAUUGGCGUCUUAUCGGUUGGGCCAACAUUGUAGCCGGCAACAUCCUCCAGCCUAUCGUCGAUUGA
Alternaria atra is the source of this 1503-nucleotide messenger RNA. RefSeq lists its product as uncharacterized. The record is from RefSeq and is a predicted model, not a curated record. The coding region runs from base 1 to 1503 and encodes 500 amino acids. Gene Ontology annotation, biological process: positive regulation of translational fidelity; formation of translation preinitiation complex. Gene Ontology annotation, cellular component: eukaryotic translation initiation factor 2 complex; cytosol. NCBI's taxonomy places the organism in Eukaryota, Fungi, Ascomycota, Dothideomycetes, Pleosporales, Pleosporaceae. The transcript has 5 exons. Gene Ontology annotation, molecular function: translation initiation factor activity; GTP binding; GTPase activity.